GCUCUGGGUCUGAGUGUAGCCGGAUGUGCAGUCUGGAUCCUGUUUGGCACAGGAAGCCUUCUCAUCGUCCUCCCAUCAGAUGAGCUGCGCACUGUGGGGGCGGGGCUGUUGCUGAUUGGUGGAGUGGUGCUGCUGGUCGCUCUCAUUGGAUGUUUGGGAGCUGCUGGAGAGAAAAAAAUCCUGCUGCUGAUGUACAUGGGCUUCCUCAUUGUCCUGGUCCUGGGUCAGCUGUUCGUCACAUUUCUGCUGCUUGUAAGCAAAGACAAGAUUGAACGGACUCUGGAGGACAAAGUGGAUCAGAUCAUCCUUCAGUACAGAGGAAGCAGUGAUAGUCUGGACAGAUUCAUGGACGAUGCACAUCGAUAUGGGGCAUGCUGUGGCAUAAUCGGCCCUGCCGAUUGGCUGAAGAACUCUUUUAUCAAGAGUCUGAACCUGACCAAUCCAGAUGUACUCCCUUGUUCCUGUUUCAGCUCGUAUCGUCCCAGCUUUAACUCUCCCUGGUGCUCCGAGCUGCUCAACUUCACCGCCCCAGUGUACGGACGAGGAAACAUCUCGUAUGAGCAGGGCUGUAAAGAGAAGCUCAGUGAUUGGCUGCAGGAAAACGCUCUGACGAUCGUCGGCAUGGAUGUCGGUCUCAUGUUAAUCCAGGUGGUUCAGUUUGUCAUCAUGGUGUACCUGUACCGCGCGUUUGGCAGAAAAGCCGCUUUCAAAAGACCUCUUGCCGACCCUGACCACGCCCACCUUGACCACACCCCUGAAGAUGAGCUGGACUAUGGAGAGCAGAACUACGCCUACAUAGAGCCUGAUGAUGGCUACAUAGACCCCAUCCACCCAGAACAUCACCAUGACUACCUAAACCCUGUAGACCCCGCCCACCUGGCUUAUCACCAUGACAACCAACACUGAAAUCAUUGCACCUCAAGCCAGCCUGGGACAUAGUUCUUCAUUAUCUACACUACAAAUAAUGACAAUGUCUGUAUUUAUAUGGUUGUAACUGAAACCCCAGAUGUUAAAGGAAUUGAACUAAAACAUUUUGUUAAAUAAAGUGGUGGUUUGUUGGAUUGUUUUAUAAUUAGUCUGGGAUUGAUUGUUUUAGAGCCAGUGAGCAUGUGAUCGUGGAGGACCGCCAAAAUAAAAAAUAAAUAACUAAAUAAAUGAACAAAUGUAAUUAAAUUAGAAAGUAAA
Morone saxatilis (striped sea-bass) is the source of this 1185-nucleotide messenger RNA. Its product is annotated as CD82 antigen. The record is from RefSeq and is a predicted model, not a curated record. Lineage: Eukaryota; Metazoa; Chordata; Actinopteri; Moronidae. Gene Ontology annotation, cellular component: membrane.